AUGGACUACCUGUGCAAGCGUGCCAUCCUGACCCCCAAGAAUGACAAGGCUGCUGACAUUAAUGAAACUCUACUGAAGUCUUUCGAAGGGGCAGAAAUGGAGGGCAGAUCUGUGGACUCCGUAGUGCAAACAGAUGACGUGGUCCACUAUCCUAUGGAGUUCCUCAGCACCCUCAACCCUCCUGGUUUCCCAGCCCACAAGCUUCUCCUCAAAGUGGGGGCUCCAGUUAUGCUGCUGCACAGCCUCAACCCACCCAAGCUCUGCAGUGGCACCAGACUCCGAGUGAAGGCCCUCCACCACAGGAAUGUCAUCGAGGCCACGUUGCUCACCAGCAAGGGCUAUGGCCAUUGUUCCGCUCCUGCUCUCUCCCCCCUUCCUCCGGGCCUGAUUAAUCCCAACCACCGCAGCGUUGAAAAAAGGGACGGCGAAAUGGCCGAGAUGGGCAAAGGAGUCACUGCGGGGAAAAUCGCCAGCAAUAUGCAGAAGAAGCUCACCAGGGCGCAGGAGAAGGUCCUUCAGAAGCUUGGCAAAGCUGACGAGACAAAAGAUGAGCAAUUUGAGCAGUGCGUGCAAAACUUCAACAAACAGCUGUUUGAAGGCUCCAAGCUGCAGAAGGAUCUCCGGACAUACUUGGCGUCAGUAAAAGCAAUGCAUGAGGCUUCCAAGAAACUGACUGAAUGUUUGCAAGAAGUGUAUGAGCCCGAAUGGCCUGGCAGAGAGGAAACUAACAAAAUAGCAGAGAACAAUGACCUGCUGUGGACAGACUUUCAUCAGAAGCUGGUGGAUCAGGCACUGCUAACUAUGGACACCUACCUCGGCCAGUUCCCUGACAUAAAA
Messenger RNA from Gekko japonicus, 837 nucleotides. RefSeq names its product bridging integrator 1 (gene BIN1). The transcript is spliced from 6 exons. The record is from RefSeq and is a predicted model, not a curated record. The annotation marks the transcript as partial. NCBI's taxonomy places the organism in Eukaryota, Metazoa, Chordata, Lepidosauria, Squamata, Gekkonidae. Gene Ontology annotation, molecular function: phospholipid binding; tau protein binding. Gene Ontology annotation, cellular component: cytoplasm; plasma membrane; synaptic vesicle.